CCCCGCCAUAAAUUGCUGAAGAUUUGCCGAGUCGCUGGGCAUUAUCUCUCGAGUAAACUGGAAGUAAACGCGGCUGUGUAAAUUUCCCGGGAACCAGAGCCGGAGUGAUCUCAUUGAACUGGCGGUGUCAGCUGUCACUUGAUUUCUUGAUAAUAAGCCCCACGAAUUACGUGUCGUGUCCGCCUAUUGUUCGGUUCGACUCUAGAAAAGCUCCGACCACGGGCCAGUGCCAGUGGCAGUGCCAUUCGAAUUCAGUUUUGUUUCGCAUCUCGCCAGAGACGGACACAUCACAUCUCACAUCUCACAUCACCUGCCUACGCACUCCAUUCCGUUCUCUUUGUGAAUCUCUCUCUCUAUCGAGGUCUACACGAUGAUGUACUCUCUGUGGCUCGGCCUGGGGCUGAGUGUGAUGCUCUUGGCAUCGUUUUCAGCGGUGAGCGGAGCUCCUAAUCUGGUGUGCUUCUAUGACUCGCAGGGCUUCCAGCGUCAGGGCCUGGCUCAAUUUACGAUGACGGAUAUGGAGCUGGCACUGCAGUUUUGCACUCAUAUCAUCUACGGCUAUGCGGGCGUCAAUGCGGAUAACUCGGAGCUGCAGAGCAUCAACAAGCGGCUGGACUUCGAGCAGCGACACUUGGCCCAGUUCACGGCGCUCAAGGACCGCUAUCCGCACAUCAAGUUCCUGCUGAGUGUGGGCGGCGACGCCGACCAGAACGAGGGUAAUCAAUACAUCAAGCUCUUGGAGUCGGGACAGCAGGGUCACAGGCGCUUCAUCGAGUCCGCUCGCGAUGUGGUGCGUCGCUUCAACUUUGAUGGCCUCGAUCUGGCCCUUCAGCUGCCCCGCAACAAGCCGCGCAAGGUCCACGGGGACGUGGGCUCCGCCUGGAAGAGCUUCAAGAAGUUCUUCACCGGCGACUACAUUGUGGACGAGGAUUCGGAGACCCACAAGGGACAGUUGACGGCUCUGAUCAAGGAUCUGAGCAGCGCCUUCAAGGCCAACAAUCUUCUGUUGAGUCUCACCGUCUUGCCGAAUGUCAACUCCAGCUGGUACUACGACGCCCCUGCCAUUGAACCCAGCUUGGACUUCAUCAACCUGGGAACCUUUGAUUUCCUCACCCCCCAGCGCAAUCCCGAGGAGGCCGACUUCUCCGCCCCCCUGUACGAGGCCUUCGGACAGAACCGUCUGGGCCACUACAACGUCAACUACCAGCUGGAGCACUGGCUGCUGCAGCGCGUGCCCGCCCACAAGCUGAACAUCGGCAUUGCCGCCUACGGCAGGGCCUGGAAGCUCAGCACCGGCUCCGGGGACUCGGGCAUGCCUGUGGUGGCCGCCGCAGAGGGGGCCGCACCUGCCGGACGCCAGAGCAAGCAGGAGGGAAUGCUGAACUGGGCCGAGAUCUGUCAACUGAUGCCGAAUCCCAGCAAUGCGAAUGCCAAAGGAGCCGACGCUCCUGUGCGCCGCGUGCUGGACCCCACCAAGCGCUACGGUAGCUACGCCUUCCGUGCCGCCGACUCCAACGGCGAGCACGGCCUGUGGAUCAGCUACGACGAUCCCGACUCGGCCUCCAGCAAGGCCUCCUAUGUGCGCUCCAAGAACCUGGGCGGCGUGGCCUUCUUCGAUCUGACGCAGGACGACUUCCGCGGCCAGUGCACCACCGAUCGCUUCCCCAUGCUGCGUGCCAUCAAGUACCGCCUGCUCUGAGGCCCAUGAAGACAUCAUCAGCCUCGGCCCCAGCCACGCAAAUGUCACAAUGAUGGGGGGGAGGAGGAGGUGGAGGGUCCAACGGUGUUCCAAAUGUCACCCAAUGGGUCUCUGUCUGUCGCUGUCGCUGUGGCUGUCCCUUUUUGCAAAUUAAUUACAAAGUUGUAAACUAAAAUGCACCGCAAAUUAAUUCGA
Molecule: messenger RNA, 1894 nt
Organism: Drosophila persimilis
Lineage: Eukaryota; Metazoa; Arthropoda; Insecta; Diptera; Drosophilidae
Gene: Idgf3
Product: chitinase-like protein Idgf3
Exons: 3
Coding region: 371-1699 (442 amino acids)
Biological process (GO): chitin catabolic process; carbohydrate metabolic process
Cellular component (GO): extracellular region
Molecular function (GO): chitin binding
Source: RefSeq, a predicted model, not a curated record